UUGGUGAACUUUCCUUUUCCGCCUGUUUUAUUCGGUGCCUUGUCUCUCCUCUCUUGACGCGUGUCUCCUUCCCUGCUCCACGCCUCUUUCACCACAGCACUCAGCGUCUAUCUACGCUUCCUCCCUUUCUGUUGUUUGCGAACGAUGCAUUGGUUUCGUUUUCCGUGCGCGCUUGUGUGCGCGUUAUCUGUCUUCAUUCUUGUGUGUCGCGGGAAGAUUGGCCUUGGGCGGCACAUUACCACCGAAAUCGGUGCGAUUUGAGUUGAGCUUUUUCAGACUUUGAGCGCGGCCGGGUCGAGAGUGUAGUGUGGCGAAAGGCACUUCCGAGCGGGUUUUCACUUCCGGGAGCACUCCCGAAAAAAUUCCCAAGUCGGGAGUGUUGUGGGAGGCCCUUCCUCUCUCUGCUGCCGCCGUUUCCCCUCGACGCUCUUCAACAGUCAGCAGCACGCAUAGCCACGUGGUAGUUACUGCGUUUUCUUUGUGGAUGAUGCAUCCUCCUUGAGGCGCGGAAGAAAGUGGUCACUGUAGAAAGAGGCACGUAUUCUGUUCCUCUAGGCAGCAGUCAGGAAAACGAAUGGCUGCCUGUUCGCCGUGUUGAACUGCCGCGCGAGGCGACCGCUUGAUGGGUCCGCGGAAAUCCUCUCCCGCUGGGUUCUCGUCAUCGCGCCCAUGAGGAUCGACACUAUGAUGAUGAUGUCUCUGUCCCCCUUCGACGGCUCGUGCUACCGGUAUUCGUAACGAGCGUCAACCACUCAGGAAGGAAUUCUCCAUCCCGAACGCAUCGCUGGUCGCUUCCACUGUGUGGAUGUUCCCUUCUCAGAUUGAUUGAUUGCUGGCGACUUCCGGGCGUUUUCCGCUCGGGCGUUGCCGGGCCCGUGCUGGAUCGGACCGGGCGGGUGAGGGCAGAGUGUUCGUGAGUGGCCCUGGAGUCGGUCCGGAAAUGGACGUUCCACUUUGAAAAUUCACUUUUGACGUCUCGGCUCUUCUUCAUUCCUUGCCGCUUCCUUGUGGACGAGUUAAGCAGACUCGUCGGUGUCUAUUUAGAUCGCUAAGCUCCCCAUGACCCAGCUCGUUGCUUCUCUGUCUGUCUGUCUGUCUGUCUGCCUGUCGCUCUAUCUGUCUCUCUCCCUGCCUCCUGAUAAUUUUUGUGAAUCAGUCGUCAUCUUCUCGUUGUUCGUCGAUUCGUUGGUAUGCUAGCCGAUGCACUUUGCCCUUUUCAGACGGGAGGGGUUCGUUAUAGCCUUACAGCGCGUCAUAACUGGCGUUAGAUCCUCAAGUGCCGUCGCAAGUGCGGCAUGACUUUGACACCUUGAGAACGGCUGCAACAUUGUCAUGCAGGGGUUAUUCUCCUCAUCGCGCUGGCUGUCGAUCGCACACUUAGUACACGCACAGAAAGACCAUCUCCCCUCCCCCCCCCCCCCCCCCCCCCCCCCCCCCCCCCCCAAGACCUCCUGUGUACGGUUCUCGUUCUGUACAUCACGCUGGUUGUCGAUCUCUCCCGUUCUGUUUGCUGCCGGUGUGCGCACAUACGCACAGCACACAUAUACACAGAGGGACCAUCUCCCGCCCCCUCCUCCACCUCCCCCACUGUCGUGCCCGGUUUACUUCCCCCUAUCGCUCUGGCUGUUGAUCUCCCCCGGGCUGUGUGCUGUUGUCGUGUGCGCUUACAUUAUACACACACAGAGGAACCACCUCUCGCCCCCCCGCUCUUCCUCUCUCCCUUGUGCUGGGGCUCGUUGGUGUUUCGUAGUUGGGAUCGCGGAGUCCUAGCGCGUCAAGAGAAUGGGGUUGAUUUUUCAGCAAUACUUGACUGGUCCGCGCAUUUACACGUGCAGCACAUGUAAAACGCAUGCUGCGAAUCAUGAUGACGUGGUGUCCAAGGCAUUUCAAGGGAAGCACGGGCGGGCGUAUCUGUUCAACAACGUGGUUAACAUUACGCUGGGGCCGAAGGAAGAGAGGCUGCUGCUGACCGGCUUGCACACGGUUGCGGACAUAUACUGCGCGGUGUGCGGUGCUGUAUUGGGCUGGAAAUAUGAGCAAGCUUACGUGGAAAAUCAGAAGUAUAAAGAAGGGAAGUACAUCAUUGAGAAGGAAAGGACAAGGAAGGAGAACUGGUGAUUGCUCAUGUGUGGGACGGCCAGGGUUGGUUGUGAUGCAAUAUAUUGCCUGUUGUAAAUAAGCAUCCGCUAUGUGCGUGAUCAGUAGAUUCUGUAUAUUUAGAGUAUGCCUCCAUUUAUUCUCCUGCCGCUAUGGGUUCUGUCAAUCUCAAUUCAAGCAAGGCAGGGAGCCUAAUUUGUUCAGGAUGGGAGAUGCCUAACCGGAGAGAUGUGGGAGGUAGGAACGAGGAAGGGGGGAAUUUACCCACCCUAGCAUGCCUAAAUUUGUCACCGUGUGGAUUUCUCCUUCCGUGCCAGAUGAUGUGUCAUGGGUGAUCAGUUCUUCGGAGGGGGCAGUAAGCAAGCCGGCUCCAAUGGUCUGUCUCUCUCUUUCCAGAGGUUCUCAAAAUUGCUUGUGGAGAAGCUGCAAGUUGUCGUCGAAGCAUCCCGCAAACUGCUGUGGUCAGAGCUUCGCGCAGACUGCUGUGGUUCACAUUGACCCGAUAUGCCCGUCCAAUUUCACCUCUCCUGGGUGCUCUCCAGGAAUCCUCUUUGGUUCGUCUCUCUUGACAACCCUUCCGCUCAGCCUGCUGGCCCGCACUGCUUGCCACACCUGUCUCCUGGCCCACUUGCCGCCCUCCCCAUCAUCGUCUCUCGUGUUCGAAAUGCGCUGAAAGGGUUAAGUCGCUGAGGUCAUUCGAUGAUGACCAUGUGGAGAACCCAUACAGCAAAUGGGCUCAUCUUCAUUCAAAUUUGAAACUGUAAAUCACCCGGAAGUUUGUAUUCAAUUGUGUUCCCCUGUAUUCAACUUGCGACACGUGCCCGUGUCCCUUGGGUUGUAUUGUCCGCUGUCGUGUGCACGCGUCACUCUACAUCUGCGUUCUGCUCUUGUAUCUGUUUUCUGCCUAGUAAGAUUGGGCAGACUGCUGGGAGGAGGCAAUGCCAUGCAAUGUUGUUGAUGUGUAGCGCUUGUCUGUGAUGGAUGCAGAUGGCGUCUGUUUUUCUUCAUUAUUCGCUCUCGGUUACUCUGCUGUUCUUGCCCUGCGAGGUCAGGAAAUGUUGUUCUUCCCGGACAGGCUGCUGGACUGAGGCAAAAUUGACGAUGUUGAUGAUGUUUAGCGCUUGCCUGUGAUGGAUUCAUCUGUGUGCCAUCUUUAUUUCAUCAUUCUUCAUUCUCGGUCAGAUGUGCAGACAAUUCUUGACCGAUCGAUCACCCAGGCAAAAUCUGUCCUGCCAAAAGCAAUGUAUUCCAUGGGGGUUUGUCAUUUGCUGGGGGAGUCUGCUUUGUGAUGUUUGUCUCUCUGGCUGUCAUGUCCUGUCUUUGAGUUAAUUGAAUGUCUGCUCGCUUGUCUAGGAGGUGGAGGGGGAGGAGGAGGGAGGGAGUGUGGUUGUGGGCAGUGCAGUCAAAUUUGAAUCAAGUCGUGUGUGGGAGAUGAUGUCUCCACGUUUCUCAGAAAGGGGGUUAAAAACUCCCGAUUGCGAAUGUGAAGGACGAGGCCAAAGAGUGCUGCUCUCUCUCUCAUCUAACAGUACAAUUUGUUUCCUCUUUGGCUUGUGAGAAUCCUGCCUGUAUAGCCUGGCCUUUCACUAGAUUCUUUUGGUGGUGGACUGUGGUUGUCUUCUUGUUGCUGAACUGGUACAUUAAGUUACUGUGACGUUGGCGGUCUGCCUCUGCUGAAGUCCAUGAAUCAGCAGCUUAGCAGCAUGGUGUAUACACAGCAGCAUUUACUUAGUCCAACGGUCUCCAACCAUACACUGGGUUUUGCGCCAAUCUGGUGCAUAUCAGUGGGUCAUUUGAUUUAUUUAGUGGUAUCCGCAAGGAUAGUCUGAUUCUUAUGUGCGAAAGCGCCUUUGUGGGAUUCAGCUGCGAAGCAUUCUGCUCGGUCUCCAACCAUACACUGGGUUUUGCGCCAAUCUGGUGCAUAUCAGUGGGUCAUUUGAUUUAUUUAGUGGUAUCCGCAAGGAUAGUCUGAUUCUUAUGUGCGAAAGCGCC
This is a messenger RNA of Chara braunii, 4089 nucleotides long. The record is from the annotation of a GenBank genome assembly. Lineage: Eukaryota; Viridiplantae; Streptophyta; Charophyceae; Charales; Characeae.